GUAUCAAAAAAAUUAAAGUAAAUCUAAUUAUAAUAAACUAAAUUUAAACAAAUUAUUAAAAAAAAAGAAAAAAAAACGAAAAGAAAGAAACGAUGCCGUUGGUUCCUGUUCUUCCAUCUUCGUCCCUUUCCCCAGCUGUCUGUCCCUCCCUCUCCUCCCUCUCCUCCCUCUCCGUCCUGCUCCUCCUUUUUCUCUCUUUUUUCGUUUGAUGGUUGGAACUUGACUUGGGUUUCUCCAAAAGAACCCAAUCUGGGUUCUCAUUCUUCCAGAUCUAAUCCAAUUGAACAAGGAAGAUUAGAGCCUAAUUUUUGAAAUACAUGGCUGUCAAAGGGAGGUUAAGAUUUGAGUGCAGCUGAGAAGAAGAGAGGAACAAGAUCUGGGUGUCAGUGGAUCAGAGGACUUGCUGCUCAUGCGACUUUAGCUAGAAGCAAGGAACCAGAUCUGGGUUUCUCCAUCUCUGUCGCCUUCCCUUUCCUUCCAUCACAUGGUCUAUGGUUCCCUCUUCUUCAUUUCUUUCUCCUUCUAGCUUUUCAUUGCAGAAAUUAUGUGGGAUUAACUUGAGGAAUCAUUAGAGUUUUAAGCUUUAAUCUCCAUUUAUGGUGGGGAAUUCUUGUUUGUGUGUACUUGGGUUCUUGGUGGUUGGAUAUUUUGGGUUGAAUUUUUAUGGUGUUUCUUUUGCUAUUCUUUCAAGUACUCUGUUCUUAGGGACCCUUUUUUUAUGCUAGAAAGAUGGAAUUCUUGGAUGAUACCCCCUAUUUGUUGAAUGGGCGAACUGUGCAACGAUGGGAACAACAUAUGGGUAUUUUUGAGUCAUCGAUUUGUUUCUUCCAAACUCUCGGCUUUUGGGUUCGAUUCCGGUGAAUUUGCAUAUAUUACUGAGUACUUGCAAAUUUGCUUUUCAAUCUUUAGUUUUUGGAUUUAUAAAUCAAUUUUAUAGAC
Rubroshorea leprosula is the source of this 939-nucleotide messenger RNA. The record is from the annotation of a GenBank genome assembly. NCBI's taxonomy places the organism in Eukaryota, Viridiplantae, Streptophyta, Magnoliopsida, Malvales, Dipterocarpaceae.